AUGUCACAGGCCUGCAAAGUGCAGUGCCGAUUUGGAUCUGCAUGCGCUCGUCUAGACUGUUGGUUCGAACAUCCUUUGGGCCAUUCGCCAGAAGGGAUCGACUCGAUACCUUGCAGAUUUGGUGCCAGAUGCCACAGACCAGACUGUCGAUUCUCGCACCCUGCGGAGCAUGACCCGUCUGAAGUUCUGCCGCCUGACUGUCGCUUGGGAGCCGCUUGCUGCCGUGUCGGGUGCCCAUUCAAGCAUCCUGCUGCGCCAACAGUUGCCAGAGAUGCUGCCUCAGAGAAACGCAUCUGCGUGUGGUUCCAAAAGGGCCACUGCAGAAAUGGCUCCCAGUGCAUGUUCCAGCAUGUGCAGCAAGAGCGUGAUGCAAAUGUCCUUGUGGUCCGGAACCUUCCGAAGUCGGAGGACCCCUUGUUGUUGGAGAGCGAGAUCUUGGCCUACUUCAAGUCCUUUGGGUAUGUCUCGCGCAUCCAGGUCAAGACCGACCUAGACAAUCGUUGCCGUGGCUUCGCCUUCGUGAUUUUUGCUGAUGCGUGCUGUGCAGCUGAUGCCUUGGCUUGCAACCACCCGCACUGGGACAUACGGCGCAAGACGGAGUUGCCAAUGUACAUAGAAGGUACAGUGAAGAUGAGCCGUAAAGCUGCUCUGCCGGAGCGCGUGCAAGGGGAAGCUCGCUUGCCUUUCGUUGCUGCCGAUCGGGUUCUGCUCGUUGGCGAGGGCGACUUCAGUUUCGCUGCCACGGCCCUGACGCUGGGGUUCCUUGGCACUGCACACUGCUGUGCAUCUUCGAAGGAGCCUCCGCGGGAUGCGAAACAUCUAGUGCAACUGGCCAAGGAUGGCCUGCGAUGUCUCACGGAUAUUGAUGCUACACGGCUGGCGGAAGCAUCCCUCACAGGAGCCUUCGAUGUGGUGGUCUUCAAUUUUCCACACACUGGCGAGCCCAAUGUCGAGGCAAAUCAGGCCCUCCUGAAAGGUUUCCUCGGAAGUGCCACAACAAGUCUCCGAGGCGACGGCCGCAUUGCCGUCACGCUGAAGCAGACGUGGCCUUACACGGAGUGGGAAUUGGAGGCUUGUGGAGCUUCAGUUGGGCUGAGGGUGGUGGAUGCUUAUCCUUUCCCAGCACAAGUCCUGAUCGAACGGGGCUACACCCAUACGACCACGGACAACAUCCCCCACAAAGUGGAACACUUGCACUCGGCAAGGACUGUAGAAUUUGUGCGUGCGAGACACCUGCAAUUAGGAAUUUGUGAGCAUGUGCUAAAUGCUCGGCUAUGGAUUGCAAUUUCUGCAAUAGAUAUUUCAUGUCGUCAAUGUUUUCCCCCAUCCGGA
Messenger RNA from Symbiodinium necroappetens, 1332 nucleotides. The record is from the annotation of a GenBank genome assembly. Lineage: Eukaryota; Dinophyceae; Suessiales; Symbiodiniaceae.